CAUACGCUUAGAUAAAAAUCACAUAAAAUGCAACUCGCUAUUGUAUUUGUCAAAACGGGAUUGUUGCAUUUCUGAUUUUUGAUGUAGAAAUAAUUAUUUUAUAUAUAAAGUAGUAACAAACCUAUUUUUUACGUGAUUGUAUUUAGAGUGAGGAUUUAAGUUAUUGUACAAGAUGUCUCACGUCGCUGACGUAAAACUUGUUUUUUCUAGGUUAUUUUCUUUGAAAAAUGGGCUCAGUAAUAUACGAUGGGGAUCGAGAAAUUUAUCUCGAGAAGUUGACAAAACUGCGAAUGCUAAAACUAGUGUAACUCCUCUACCACCUCUUUCUGAGCCGAUGCCAAACCUACCUCCUGUAGCCUACUCUAAAGCUAAAUCUGAAGACACCCUCACAGAAGUUACCGUUUUGAGCAAUGGUCUAAGAGUUGCAUCAGAAAAAAAGUUUGGACAGUUCUGCACAGCUGGUGUUGUAAUUGAUUCUGGCCCGAGAUAUGAGGUUGCUUAUCCAAAUGGAAUCUGUCAUUUCUUGGAGAAGUUGAGUUUUGGAGCCACCCACAAAUUUGCAACUAGAGAUGUGAUGCUGCGUGAGUUGGAGAGACAUGGCGGCAUCUGUGAUUGCCAGGGCUCCCGAGACACCACAGUAUAUGCUACUAGUGCUGACUCCAAAGGGCUGGAAGCUGUAACACAGGUACUGGCAGAAGUAACCCUGAGGCCUCAACUGUCUGCAGAUGAGAUAGAAGCAGCAAGGCAGGCUGUUGCUUUUGAGCUGGAGACCCUCUCCAUGAGACCAGAACAGGAAACCAUACUGAUGGAUAUGAUACAUGCUGCUGCUUAUAGAGGAAACACUCUUGGAUUACCAAAAAUUUGUCCAAAGGAAAAUGUUAACAAAAUAGACCGAGGUAUCAUCCUGAACUUUUUGAAACAUCACUACACUCCUGACAGAAUGGUUGUAGCUGCUGUUGGGGUGGACCAUGAACCGUUUGUGGAGUAUGUUCAGAAAUACUUUGUCGAUAUGAAACCAACGUGGCAUUCCGAGGGAGAUGAGACAAACUUCCAACCAGUUGUGGAUAAGUCCAUUGCACAAUACACUGGAGGAUCGCAACAUGAAGAAUGUGAGAUUCCUCUUUAUCCAGGCUCUGACCUGCCUGAGCUGUCACAUAUUGUCAUUGGAUUAGAGAGCUGUUCACACGGCGAUCCUGACUUCGUGGCCACGUGCGUACUCAACAUGAUGAUGGGCGGCGGCGGCUCCUUCUCCGCCGGCGGGCCCGGCAAGGGGAUGUACACUCGCCUCUACACUAACGUACUGAACAGGUACCACUGGAUGUUCAACGCGACGGCGUACAACCACGCGUACGGCGAUACGGGUCUCUUCUGUAUACACUCGGCGUCGCCGCCGAACCGUCUCUACGACACCACCCUCGUCAUCGCGCGCGAACUCGCUAACAUGGCCGGCAAAGUCGGCGAGACCGAACUCAAGAGAGCCAAGACUCAACUGCAAUCAAUGUUGCUGAUGAACCUGGAGGCUAGACCUGUGGUUUUCGAGGACGUAGGCAGACAAGUGCUCGCCACGGGCAAGAGGAAGCCUCCUUCCUUCUUCAUUAACGAAAUAGAGAAAGUAACAGCUGACGACAUAGUGCGAGUAGCAAAGCGCAUGCUGAGCACUCGGCCAGCGAUCGCGGCUCGCGGCAAGCUCGCGCACAUACCUUCGUUCGAAGAGAUCCAGGCUAACAUGAACUCCUCCAAAGCUGAUCCUACUCCACAAAACCGCCGCCUCGACUUCUUUCGCGUCUAGUGACACUCCGUAAUGAUCCCUAUAGACAUUCUAAAUAAUUUAAAUUUUAAUAGUAAAUGUUAUUGUUACAAAUAAUAUAGUAAUUCUUUUUUCCA
Pectinophora gossypiella (pink bollworm) is the source of this 1884-nucleotide messenger RNA. RefSeq names its product mitochondrial-processing peptidase subunit alpha. Gene Ontology annotation, cellular component: mitochondrion. The transcript has 12 exons. NCBI's taxonomy places the organism in Eukaryota, Metazoa, Arthropoda, Insecta, Lepidoptera, Gelechiidae. The record is from RefSeq and is a predicted model, not a curated record. Gene Ontology annotation, molecular function: metal ion binding. The coding region runs from base 173 to 1789 and encodes 538 amino acids.